Messenger RNA from Drosophila eugracilis, 1864 nucleotides. RefSeq names its product UPF0472 protein C16orf72 homolog. The coding region runs from base 448 to 1257 and encodes 269 amino acids. The transcript is spliced from 5 exons. The record is from RefSeq and is a predicted model, not a curated record. NCBI's taxonomy places the organism in Eukaryota, Metazoa, Arthropoda, Insecta, Diptera, Drosophilidae.
AGUUCUAGUAUGUCUGGCAACGCUAUCACUGAGUGUGAGUUCUUUUUUGUGCUGGUUUACAACAUAAAAGUGCUGCUCGCUUGAAGUUCAUAGAAUAAAAAAAUAUAAAUCAUUUACAAGAGGGCGCCCAGAAGAGGCAUCGCCUUUCCUAAACGGUUAAGACGGUGGAUAACCAUCCGAUUUCCUGAUUAAUUCCAAUAUCAAAACCAAGAGUUUGGUCCAAAGUGCGUGCGAUUGUGUUGGUGCGUUUAGUUUCGUGUGUGUGUGUGCGUGUGUCGUCGUAGCAGCAGCACCAAAAGUAGAAGAAGCAGAAUAAGCAGCAGCAGAAAAGGAGCAGCGGAAGAGGAAGAGAAGGUAGUCCAGGCAUUUGCCGGAACGGGAAAGGAACCGUAGCUUGGUACACUCGCCCCAAAGGAGAACGACAGAGAGAGAGUACGACAGUGAGAAAUGCAACAACAACCGGAGUCGGGCGGCGAGGAGAGCUGGUUGGAGGAGCAGUGUCACCGCGAAAUCCACGGUCAGCACGACGAAUUCGAACGGGAAUAUGUGCGUCAGCGGGACAACAAUCUGAGCACCGUUUGGGGAGCAUUCCAAGACUCGGCCACAGCCGUUGCCCAGCUCUACAGAGAGCGCUCAUCGAACACAUUUUCCUCAGACACAGGCGCCCUUUGGCUGCCAUUCCAAACCGCAGCUGGCACUGUGACAACACUUUACAAAGAAUCAUGUGAUGGUCUCAAACGCACCAGCGACGCUGCCAUUCAGUGCGGCUACCAAAGACGCACUCGCGAAUUGGCCGAUUGGGCGCGCAGCAAAAAACGCCGGAUGAUAAGGCGCGAGGAUCUUUUGGCCUAUCUGGCCGGAAAACCCCUACCGCCAUCUAAUUCAAAUCCACAUGCCAAUCGUCGGUCGCCGAAACCGGAGCAUCACCAUCAGAGCGGCAGCGGUGGCUCUGGCCUUGGAUUUCAUAGCUCCGGACUGGGAUUGACUAGCGGUCCGCCGACAGUCCCAGGUGGUGGACAUCUACUGUCAGCCGGAGCAGUCGGUGGUCGUCAGGAGGGAACUGGCGGUGCCACCGGCGGCGGUAUCGGCGAUGACUUGCACACCUUUAAGGAGGCCUUGGUUUUGCGUCCACGUGGCCCGGAACUCUUUGCAUUUGUUGCCAACGAAAUAGCGCGCCAUUGCAAAAGGCCCGGUAGCCCCAUCGACGACAAAAUGGACAUUUGCCAUUACAGCAGUAAACGCCAGCGCUUCAUGUAAUCCACUAGCAAUCGCGAUCCCAGCCCAAAGUAAAGCUACCGGUCAUCAAAACACCAACCAAGCCUCUCCACCAUUUGGAACUGAAAAAAGGAAACAUUGCGCGGAAAUUGCAUGAACACGGCUUACGGGAAAAUAAAAUUGUAAAUGUAUGUUUCGUUUUUCCGUAAAGAUAGUUGCCUGUCAUUUUUUUUUUUUAUAAAAGAACCCCUUUUCCCUCACUCCUUAGCACCUACAUAUAGCAAUUGUACGUAAAACACACACAAAAAUCACACAUUAAUAAUAUUAAGUUAUAAUUUAGUUAAUAGCACUUAAGUAAAAAGUCAUGCUGACAAUGAUGACAGCAGAAGAUGUUUAUGUUGGUGAAGAUAAUGUCGAUAUCGGACAUUAUUACACAAACUGUUGAUCAUUGUCAUUAUGCACUGCAACAAACGGAGUGAAGAGAAGUCUAGGAGUACGAUAUCUGUUAUAUGCCAGCUGUGCGUCUGAUUUAAAAUUAAGCAAAACAGUAAUAGCGAAUGGUAUUGUAAAAUUUAUAACCCCUUUUUGCGUUAUGCAAACCACAAAUGAAGCUGUGUAAAUAAUAUAACUGAGAGACACCACAAGAAAA